AUGGCUACAGUGCGCAUCUGCGUCUGCGGAGAUGAGGGCACUGGCAAGUCCAGUCUCAUUACCUCUCUCGUGAAGGGUGUCUUCGUGACGAACAAAAUCCAGCCAGUCCUACCUCAAAUUACCAUUCCUCCCACGAUCGGAACGCCUGAGAAUGUCACGACCACCACAGUGGUGGACACCUCCGCUUUACCACAGGAGCGGAGCAACCUGGCCCGCGAAAUCAGAAAGUCGAACGUGAUUUUGUUGGUUUAUUCCGAUCAUUACAGCUAUGAAAGAGUCGCUCUAUUCUGGUUGCCGUACUUUCGAUCUCUGGGGGUUAACGUGCCGGUUGUAUUAUGCGCCAAUAAGUCGGACCUAGCUGCUGAUCAUACCGAAGCCCAAGUCAUCGAGGAGGAAAUGCUACCGGUGAUGGCGGAGUUCAAGGAAAUCGAUUCCUGUAUACGUACCAGCGCCCGCGAACAUCGCAACGUGAACGAGGCUUUCUUCCUUUGUCAAAAAGCCGUCACUCACCCAAUCGCUCCACUGUUCGAUUCGAAAGAGUCCGCGCUGAAGCCAGCAGCGGUUGCAGCUUUGCAACGCAUCUUCUAUCUCAGCGAUAAGGAUCGAGAUGGCUAUCUUUCGGAUAAAGAAAUCGAAGACUUUCAGAUGAGAUGCUUUGAUAAGCCUUUAAGCAAGGAGGACCUUGUCCACAUCAAGGAGACGAUCCAGAAAACACACCCGGACUCUGUGACCCCAUUUGGCAUUGACUGCCGAGGGUUCAUACAUCUGAACAAGAUGUACGCAGAAAAGGGACGCCACGAGACCGUCUGGAUUAUUCUACGCGCAUUCCAAUACACCGACAAUCUUUCACUACAAGAGAGCUUCCUUCAUCCCCGAUUCGAAGUACCGCCUUUUGCAUCUGCUGAGCUGUCGCCGGAAGGAUAUCGGUUUUUUGUCAAUCUCUUCCUGCUGUCGGACAAAGACAAUGAUGGUGGCUUGAAUGACGCCGAAUUGGCGUCCUUGUUCGCCCCGACUCCUGGUCUUCCAGCUUCUUGGGCGGACGGCUCAUUUCCUUCCUCCACAGUCCGGAAUGAGGCUGGCCACGUCACUCUUCAAGGCUGGCUUGCUCAGUGGAGUAUGACAACCUUCCAAUCACCGAAGACGACUCUGGAGUAUCUGGCUUAUCUUGGCUUCGAGUCGUCCGAUAGGAGUAAUCCCUCUACAACGGCUGCCUUGAAAGUCACGCGGCCGCGAAAGAGACGGAAGCGCCCUGGACGUGUGGGCCGCAAUGUCGUCUUGGGCCAUGUGCUUGGAGCUCCAGGAUCGGGCAAAUCAGCGCUUCUCGAUGCCUUCCUUGCGCGUGGCUUUAGCUACACUUAUCGCCCGACUAUCCAGCCCCGGACUGCUGUCAACACGGUUGAGCUGCCCGGGGGUAAACAAUGCUACUUGAUUUUGGAUGAGCUAGGAGAACUGGAGCCCGCCAUUCUUGAAAACCAGGCGAAGCUUCUGGAUCAAUGCGAUGUCAUUGUAUACACGUAUGACUCCUCAGACCCGGACUCCUUUGCCUAUAUCCCGCAGCUACGGUCCAAGUAUCCGCAUCUUGAAGAGCUUCCGAGUGUUUUUAUUGCGCUUAAGGCCGAUCUGGAUCGUACCACGCAACGGGCUGAGCAUCAGCCCCACGAGUACACGGCCAUGCUGAAUAUGCCGAGUCCGCCGCUCCACGUCAGUGCUACUUGGAGUUCCAUCCAAGAGGUGUUUGUACACAUUGCAGAGGCUGCCAUGGAGCCUAGCACUGCUUUCCCCCGGAGUGAGGAAGACGUGGAGGGGAAAUGGAUGGCCUGGGGUAUAGCACUUGGAGCAGUGGUUUGCGCGGGGGCUGCUGCCGUGAUGAUUUGGCGAAGAAUUGAUACCCCGGGAAGCUUUGUUCUUCCGCCUCCGCCUCCUCGCUACACCGUGCCGGUCGCUUAUGCCGCUGGCGCGGCAAAUGGCAUGGCAGUGCCGGUCGUAGAGACCAAUAACAUACUCAGUCAUCCAGAGGGCGGCUGCCCGCUACAGGUUGGAGAAGGCACCUAUGAACUCAAGGACGACCUGCACCUAGCAACCCCUCCUCCACACCCAUCUGAAGCUCCAAUUAUUAAUCCAAAUCCGCUUGCGACUGUUCCUACACCUCCGACAUCCGGCGUCAAAGUUUCACUAGUUUGUGUCAGCCCUCGAAGCAAAACUCCCUCGUUCAUCUCAAAGCAGAUCGUAACAGCGCCCCAUUUUGGAGACGGAAACCCGGCACUGGUACCUGCUCCUGUCAAGGACGGGCUGAAAAGGCGGAAGCCCAAGAACAACAUUAUCAAGAGCAGUUCGUCCUUCGUCUCACGGGUCAUCACUCAUGAAGCGGCAACGAAGCGGUUGAGUGAGCGGAGUCCGGAAGGCCUUUUUGCUUUCGCCAAUAUCAACCGCGCCUUCCAAUGGCUUGAUCUCAGUUCGAAGCAGAAGGAAGAGCCGCUUGCAAAGAUUCUUUUCACAAAGGCGCACAUGUUGUGUCACGAUAUUAAUGAGGUCACCAAAAGCCCUUCUCAUAUCGACAUGGUUAUGGGUUCCUCUGCUGGUGACAUCAUCUGGUACGAGCCUAUUUCUCAAAAGUACGCCCGAAUAAAUAAGAAUGGAGUCGUCAGCAAUUCUCCGGUCACUCAUAUUAAAUGGAUUCCUGGGUCGGAAAAUCUGUUUAUGGCGUCACACGCAAACGGACAAUUAGUAGUCUAUGAUAAAGAGAAGGAAGAUGCUCUUUUCACCCCUGAAAUUCUGGAUCAGUCAGCGGAGGCACUCAAGGCAUCCAGUAGACAGCCGCUGCAGGUGUUAAAGUCCGUCAACUCUAGGAACCAAAAGACUAACCCUGUCGCUCUUUGGAAACUUGCAAACCAAAGAAUAUCGCACUUUGCAUUCUCCCCAGACCAAAGGCAUUUGGCAGUUGUCUUGGACGAUGGCUCUCUACGAGUGAUGGACUACUUGAAAGAAGAGGUCUUGGACAUUUUUCGCAGUUACUAUGGUGGUCUCAUCUGCGUCUGCUGGUCACCUGAUGGCAAAUACAUUGUCACUGGCGGACAGGAUGAUCUAGUGACUAUUUGGUCUUUCCCAGAGCGUAAAAUCGUAGCCCGUUGUCAGGGUCACAGCUCUUGGGUUUCCGCGGUCGCCUUCGAUCCGUGGCAGUGCGACGAACGGACCUACAGAUUUGGGAGUGUUGGUGACGACUGCAGGCUUCUUCUGUGGGACUUUAGCGUUGGCAUGCUGCACCGACCGAAAGUGCAUCAAGCCAGCGCCCGUCAGCGAACAAGCAUGAUCGCUGGCAGUUCACAGUAUGGCAACCGUCACCGAGCUGACAGUGCGGGCAACAGGAUGAGGUCAGAUUCUCAAAGGACCGCAAACACCUAUGAGAGUUGUGACCAAGCUGUCCGUCACCCUGUAGAACCCAGAGCACGCACUGCCUUACUGCCGCCAAUCAUGUCCAAAGUCGUUGGUACGGACCCUAUCUGCUGGCUGGGCUUUCAAGAAGAUUGUAUCAUGACCUCUUCUCUCGAAGGCCACAUUCGCACCUGGGACCGUCCUCGAGAAGGCAUAAAUGACAAGUACAAUGACCAGUCAUCGUCACCGGCGGUCAGCGCCAGCGCAGCUGGAUCAGGAUCCGUCUCGGGCUUGCUGAACCCGCCAUGGGCUCGCUCUGAGGACUUGUAA
Messenger RNA from Aspergillus novofumigatus IBT 16806, 3699 nucleotides. RefSeq lists its product as uncharacterized. Gene Ontology annotation, cellular component: cell tip; cell division site; nucleus. The transcript has 9 exons. Gene Ontology annotation, biological process: carbon catabolite repression of transcription. Bases 1 to 3699 code for a protein of 1232 amino acids. The record is from RefSeq and is a predicted model, not a curated record. Lineage: Eukaryota; Fungi; Ascomycota; Eurotiomycetes; Eurotiales; Aspergillaceae. Gene Ontology annotation, molecular function: calcium ion binding; GTP binding; GTPase activity.